Dermacentor silvarum is the source of this 1309-nucleotide messenger RNA. RefSeq lists its product as uncharacterized. The transcript has 5 exons. The record is from RefSeq and is a predicted model, not a curated record. Lineage: Eukaryota; Metazoa; Arthropoda; Arachnida; Ixodida; Ixodidae. The coding region runs from base 61 to 783 and encodes 240 amino acids.
CAUGUGUGACUACCGUUCAGUUUGAGUUGGACACUAGGCGAGAUCGCGCGUUCACUCGUGAUGGCGGCCAGCCUUCCUUUCGGACUGCUCGUUCUGGUCACUGUACCACUGCUUGGCAAAUGCGAAUUGAGGCUGAAUGCCGGCUGCAAAAUCGAGACCCUGAGGGCUUGCGGAGACGACUACGUGCCCUAUAAGAAAGGGCCGCACCUGCACGAGUCUGGGCAAGAGUUCGACGAGGGAUGCAAGAAAGACAAGACACAGAUCCCUUGCACGCUCAAGUUCAUCAAUGACUGUACGGAUGGAUUGCCCAAAGCCGCGUCACUGGUGGCAAUAAAGGCGUUGGAAGAGAACAUCGAGGCUGUCUGCAACGUUGGUUCGGAUCCGUACAAAAAAUACCAGAGAGGCAUCAAGUGUAUGAACUCCCACGGCGACAAGCUUCACAAAUGCGUUAAAAACUUUUUAACUAUUCUGGAGCGUGCCAUCGUCAAGGCACCUGCCAAGGAUGUCAUUCACUACACCUGCUGCUCGUACCACGACACGGUAGACUGCCUAUCCAACAGCCUCACGCCCUGCGAAAGCGUCGGCUCCAAGGACUUCAUGGUCAGAGUCGUCGAGGAGAUGUUCGGCGAGACGCUCAACCUCGUCUGCGGCCGCUACACGAAGGGCUCGCCAAACUGCAAGUCACUGCCGCAGUUACCGCGUCUCGGUGCCAAGGACCGCCGGGUCAACAACAUCGUCGAGCUCCUCCUGGAGGCAGCCGGCACUUUGGGGCGGAAGAACUAGACACCCAUAUGUGCAAAUAAUUGUGUGUAAAUUACGCGAGUCGACAAAUUGACGGCAGCUCGUCCGCGGGCUUAGUACAUUCACGUGACAUUUCAUUUGCGCAUUCAUCCUAACAACCCCAUUUCAGACGGGAGAAACGUUUAGUAACGGGUCACCCCAGCGUAUUCUCUCCCACAGUCAUAGCCAUCACUUGAGUGCAUCGAAUUUAGGACAAGGAGUCUACUUCUUUUUAUUGAAGACAGUUCCAUAGAUUUUUUUUUCACAAAGCAUUAGGGCGUGCACACAUUUAUUUAAAUGUAUUACGCCUCAUGGAGACCCGCGCGACAAAGAAGAAAACUCUGCUCAUUAGUUCGCACAGAAAACAUCGCCAUUACCACUCACUUUCGUAUGCGCCCCGCGUAUUGCGGACCAACUUCACAGAAAAUGCAGCUUGACGUCUGUCAAGUAAAGAAAACUUUCGCGUGGCUUGCGAGACUGCCUUUGCUCAGCGCUUUUCUUAGGGCAAUAAAAGUGAUAGAUUGUUUGA